Molecule: messenger RNA, 898 nt
Organism: Dendronephthya gigantea
Lineage: Eukaryota; Metazoa; Cnidaria; Anthozoa; Malacalcyonacea; Nephtheidae
Exons: 5
Coding region: 83-538 (151 amino acids)
Source: RefSeq, a predicted model, not a curated record
CGCAUAUUUACGUACAGCCAGUUCAGGUAAACGGGUGUAAAAAACGAACAGCAAGUAGUAAAUUCAAAAUUGUUGAAGAAACAUGGAGGGUGGCGAAAAGAAAGAAGAUAAUGGCAAAAAGAAAGAAGAGAAGUGCGAAAAGAAAGAAGAGAAAGAAUGGUCACCGGAUCUGGGGACUAUAGUUGAUGCUGGUAACAUGGAGGGUGGCGAAAAGAAAGAAGAGAAGUGCGAAAAGAAAGAAGAGAAAGGAUGGUCAGCGGAUCUGGGGACUAUAGCAGCUGUGGCGGUUGGUGGAGUUGUUGCUGUUGUCGCCGCUCCUGUUGUACUGGGAGUGGGAGCAGCUGUGACUGAGGUUGUCGCAGGAGGUGUGGUUCUUCAGUCUGUUGGUGCUGUAGGAUUGGGUGCAGCUGAAACGGCUGCUCUGGGAAGUGCUGGAACUGCUGCUCUGGGAAGUGCUGGAACUGCUGCUCUGGGAAGUGCUGGAGCAGCUGCUGGUGUUGCUACCAAGAAAUAUUUAACCGAUGAGGACGAAUCUUGAAACAAACUAUUAUUGGUGCCCCACAUCUUAAAUUAGUGUUAAUGUAUGGUUAAAAAGACGUCUUAGCUAGUUUUAAUACGUGGUUAUAGUAAACUUUUAAAUCUUGUUAUAUAAGGUAUUGUUGCACUAGAAUAACAGGCUUAAAAAAAUAAAUUGACAUGAAAAAUGUGGUGGAAACUAUUAUUGGUGUCCCACAUCUUAAAUUAGUGUUAAUGUAUAAUUAAAAAGACGUCUUACCUAGUUUGAAUACGUGGUUAUAGUAAACUUUUAAAUCUUGUUAUAUAUAAUGUAUUGUUGCACUAGAAUAACAGGCUUGAAAAAAUAAAUUGACACGAAAAAUUUGGUGGACCGACUUGUAAC